This is a messenger RNA of Caenorhabditis bovis, 933 nucleotides long. Lineage: Eukaryota; Metazoa; Nematoda; Chromadorea; Rhabditida; Rhabditidae. The record is from the annotation of a GenBank genome assembly.
AUGGAUCAAUUCACCGAAAAUAAUCUAAAGCAGCGACUUGCAACCCUUACAAAUCAACAAGAGUCUAUAUUGUCAUUAUCAAAAUGGCUUCAAGCUAACUAUCAAAAUCGCGAAAUUAUUAUUUCGAUAUGGUUAAAAGAGCUUCGUAAGCAAUCGAAUACUUCGCAAAUUAUAAACUUGUUGUAUCUCGCAAAUGAUAUAGCUCAAAAUACAAGGAAAUGGUGUCCGCAAUACAAAACUGAUUUUUUUCCAGCAAUUGAAAAUGCUUUCAAACAUGCAAGCAGAUUGAAAAGCACGGAACUCGAAAAAGCGUUAACAAAAUUGGCGCAUAUCUGGAAAGAUCGCGAAAUUUAUUCGGCAUCUCAAUUGAAAAAAUUGUCCGAUAUUUUAAGCCAAAAGAAAAUGUCAGCAAGUUUUCCAACGCCUGUCAAUGACCCUGUUAGAAAUCCCCAAAUUAAUCAUUAUAUAGAAGAGGAGGUGAAAAAGAAUGCGCAAGACGUGUUGAUGGCGUUGAAGCGACUUCAGAAUCCACCGAGUACCGAACGAGAAAUACGUGUUGUUCUCUCUCAGUUUCCUGAGUCGAUUUCAUGCCCAGAGAAGUUGCAAACUGUUAGAAGCUCGGCAGAAGCUCAAGAGUUGCUUAAGAAAAAUGAAGAAGCCCUUCCAUUGCUCGAGGACUAUGUGAAAAGGCUGAAGGAUGAAACACACGAAAGGGAAGAUUUGCAAUCAAUGCUUGAAAGUCUUAUCCAAAAUGUUCGCUUGAGUGUGGAACAUCAAGAAAAACUACUGAAAGAAGUGAAAAGAAAAGAAGACAGAUUGAAAUCAGACUUGCUUGAAGUUGAACGCUCUUUCGAAUCAUUGCCUGAUCUCACAGCGGAAAUGCCGGUCGUUGAAGCGCCGUUACCUUCCUUGGACAAAUUGUUUGAUCUUUGA